AUUCACCGCUCCUAAUCACCAAUUAUUCGUCCCGAGAAUACCGGUCCCGCACGCCGCCACCAGUGCUUCUAGAUCCUCAGGAACGUCACAGGAUUGCAGGAAGUCUCGGAAAGGUUCGAGCUUACUGUGUUGCGUGUCAAGAAUACUAUACGGCAUUAAAAAUGCUUGAACGAUCCGAUAAUGUUAUACAGUACGGUACCUCCAUACCCAUGAUUUCGCCCAAAUAGUGAGAGAGACCACUGUUCGUAUGAUAUGCCAAGGGGCGGGCUACAGGAACCCCUGGCACCGUACCCUGUCCUAUGGCACAGUUCAGUACUCUGGUGUUACGCGCUACGAACAGAACACGGGGGAAAUUCUCGCCAAAAAGGGGUAACCAAUUUUUCCGUCCAAAACAAUGUUGCCCACGAAAUGCUAACGAAAAUCUAUAGAUCGAGUAAUAAGGAGAAAGUGUCCAACAAAAUUCUAGUCACUGGUACGAGUCCAAACCCAAGUACAAUACAAUAAGGGUACAACGAGUAACUUACUUAUUUGUACCACUAGAUCUCGAUCAGCCAUCCGGGACACGGAGUGCGGAUCGCUGUUGCUGGCAGCCGCCCAGCGAUCCGGCCAUCCUGUCCACUCCCAGGCCCAUGAUCCACCAACCUCUCCUUCAGUUGUCGUGUCAGCUCACGUUCCAAAACCCUCCUCCAAACCUCACUAUCGCCCGACAGCCAACUCAUUCGCCCAAUGUCUUCCGGUCGCCGCCGUCUCCCACAUCCAACCGGUAGUGGCAAUGACUUCCUCCUUCCACUUGCACUCACACUGACAACCGCAGCGAUCGCAACUGUCGGUCUCUACUUCUGGCCCGGCAGCGACUCCCCAUGGGCCUCUCCCCAUGAGUCCGAGGAUGAGGCCGAAGCUGGAGGAAGAUCCCGGAAGCCCAGACGGCACCAAUACUUCGACAGGAUCACGGAGGAGGAUACCGAUGACUUGAUCGAAGAUGCCAGACGCGAUGAAAAAAUACGAAAAGAAAAAUCCACCCGCAGACACAAUACCGGCAGCACCAAACAUGACACCAGCAGUAGCAGCACAAUGAUGGCAGGCGCGUUAGUUGUGGAUAAGGUAGAGCACGCGGUUGGAAAAGCAGCAGGCCUAUUCCCGGGAGCCUCGGAAAGAAGGAAAGCUGAAGCACUGAGAGAGAUAAAGAAAGAGGCCGAGGAGGUAUCGAGAAAGCAACAAUAUGUCCCAAUGCCGGCAAGGAAGAAGAGUGUGGCGAUUGUCGUGUCGGAGAGAAAAGUGCUUUUCGGGCAGGACUCAGACCUGGAUUUUGAGGAAGCAGGGCUACCAUCAGUGAGUUACCUUAUCCUUCCUAUCCCAUGUUGCCUACUAAUAUCGUUCAGUCACUUUUAUCACAUCUACCACAUCCAUUGGACCUCACCCAUACAAUUGUCAACAUUCUAGUCUACUCACCACAACUCAAAACCCAUCCGCUCUCCAAAUCUAGCGCAUUUCGCUCUCAAACAGCGGCAGCCACGGCAGAGGCAGAGGCGGGCAGCUCCGACAAACUACUUCAUAAACCUUCAGCAUCCCACUUCUCACCCAGCGCGUCCACUUUCACUCUUGCUGCAUCCAUGCUUCCGCCUGAGUGCCCGCUUGAACAUAUCCUUCCAUUUACACAAGAAUCAUCCGUCGUUCCUCUUUUACGCACUCUGGCCCCUGAGACCGUUUACAUCGAAGAACCUCUCACACUGCCUUCAUCCGGCGGGAUAGUCUCCACUUUGCUUGAAGGUGGGUGGGUUGGAAACGUAGUUGUUGGACUUAUCGGAGAUGAUGACCAGCUUGCCCAGCUGAUGGACAGCGACGACGAGAAGGCCCAAGAGGAGGAGAAAACCAGGAAGGGCGAAGGGAAAUGGUGGGGCACAGAGGUACAGGGAAGCAUAAGAGGAAGGUUCGGAAAUAGGGUGCAGAUUGUUGAGGGGUGGGUCCUAAUCGAGGAUUGGAGAAGGAGGGUGGAGGAGAGAUUGUAGACCACAGAGGCCGAGGUAGGUUCUUGUUUUAAAGAAGCGGAAGGGAAAGGUGGCGUGCGCCUACGAGGAGCUGUACAAAUCAUGAGGAAAGAUAAUCUUACGAAUAUACCGCCAAACGAGAUGACCAGCGAGAGAAGUAGAGCACUGAAUCAUGUAAGAUAUGAUAUAAUAAUUCGUUACCGUGCCAAAACCAGGGAGUCCUUGAGCCCUAGUCACGUGUAGGUAGGCAAGAAGGAACCCACAGAACCC
Tuber aestivum (summer truffle) is the source of this 2255-nucleotide messenger RNA. The record is from the annotation of a GenBank genome assembly. NCBI's taxonomy places the organism in Eukaryota, Fungi, Ascomycota, Pezizomycetes, Pezizales, Tuberaceae.